Geodia barretti is the source of this 3106-nucleotide messenger RNA. The record is from the annotation of a GenBank genome assembly. NCBI's taxonomy places the organism in Eukaryota, Metazoa, Porifera, Demospongiae, Tetractinellida, Geodiidae.
GGUUGUGGUGGUCGAGCAUUCACCUGUUCUAGGUGAUCUGUCGAGGAAACGCAGCGAACAGAGACGCUGCACCUGCACUAGACUCUAGAAAACAAGCGCAAGCGGCUCACUCGUUGCAGUCUCGUAGGAACGGCUCCAGCCGGUGUUAAUUUGUCGCGGCCUCUGAAGUAGCUGACCCCACGUCAUGUCUGGUUGGAGUCUGCACGGAGAACUCUCUCCACUCGACUUGCAGAGAGAGAGUCAGCGAUGCGGACUUAUGGGCCUGCCUCCGGAGCUACUGGUGAUGGUUCUAGCUCGCGUGGGGCUCAGGGACCUCGCUAAUCUCAGACAGGUUUGCCGUAGACUGCGGGACAUGGUGGACGGAGCGGUAGGCGGGAAACUAUGGGCUACCGUCUCUCUACAAGGACUUGCAGUCGACUCUACCCACCUCCUGCUCAUAGAGAAAGCUGCUGGUUUUGGAAACAAGGAAGCUAUCAUAAAGCUGGCCAUGGCUUUCCUGUACAACCAGGGAGUACCCAAAGGUGCAGGAGCAGGGACUCUGGAUUCGUGGAACGGAAUCCGAGCGGCUCAUCUUCUCCUCAAGCUGGAUUCUUCAUACCCCUCCUCUCGUCCCUUCUCCUGGUUCCUCAUUAGGCCGCCGUGGAGCUCCUCCGUCUCCAACAAGGUGUGCGCCUAUCACAAGAUGGUGGAGAGAUGCCUCGACCGGAGGACCCCAGGUCUCGAAGCAGAAGGAGAAAGAGAGAGCAAAGGAGAUGGAGAAGCUAACUCUGGCCUGUUCUACAGUCUAGGACAAACUGUUAACUUCCUAGAGGCUGAUGGCAAGGAUGCUGAGACGGGGCAGACUGCGAUGGACUGGUUUGAACGAGGAGCCAGCCACCGCUGUCCAUUCUCGGCUCUGGAGGUAUGGAGAAGAUCCAUGAAACCACAGCUGGCAGUGAAGGAGGUGCCCGCCGUGCGUAGUCUGAGAAAGAUAAUCGCCAUGAGCAACCACACGUCCACACUGGAGGCCAAGAUGGAGCUGUGUAUGACGUAUGCUGGAGGCUAUACAGGAAGUGUUGGCAGAGAAGAGGCUUUUGCCUUCAUAAGAGAUCAGAUGAUGGCCAGUCGGCCUUCUCUCUCACAGUCAAUGUUCAGAGUCCAGAGAGACAUCACCAACGCCAUGAGAUUCAUCACAGUGGACUGGAUGAUAGAGAUAGCUGAACUGAAGAGUCUCUCGAGCCGCACCCUCCACCAGGCCGUGACUCUAUUUGAUGCCUACCUCCUCUCUCGCCAGGUUGACCGCUCGGCCCUCCAGCUGCUGGGAGUGACCUCCAUCCUCGUGGCUUCACGGUGGAGUGGAGCGACGAUGCUGACCAUCAGGGAGUCCUCGUGGCUCACAGACAACACUUACUCCUACGACGAGGUAGUCAAGAUGAUGUCGGAACUGCUGGGCACCUUCCACGGUGACAUACAGAGACAGACGAUGUCUGACUAUCUGGAGGUGUUGCUAGCCCUGGUUCAGGCCAGUCCCACAGUCCACAGCAUGGCGACCUACCUCUCUGAGGGCGUCCUCCUUCAUCCUGAACUCUCCAGGUUUUCUUCAGCUCAUCUGGCGGCUGCUUGCCUACUGAAUGCACAGAUCAUUCUUAGACAAGACUACCCAUGGCCAAUGUACAUGGAGAAGGCCACAGGAUUCUCUCUCUCCUCCCUCUCCCCCUGCUCUCUCAUGAUCUUUAAGAGAUGUUUGACAAAGGAGUUUUCAGUGGCAGAUCACAGAGGAGUGGAACUGUGUGCUAUUGUCAGCAGGUACUCCAACCCAAGUCAUCACUGCAUCAGCAAGCAAGAGAUAAUGUCACUGGAGGAAUUCUCGGAGCAGCUGGGAGUGACCUUUGACCCUGCCACCUCCACCAGUCCCCAGCGACCAACACCUCAGAAGAAGGACGGCAAAGUUCUCUCAUUCCUCAGCGACAGCUGCUACCUCUCUUCCCCCCUCUGGUUCUCCGGGUCUGAUUCCGAGUCAGAAUCGGAACCAGACCUGGUCGAGGAGGGGGAGAACGUCUCUGCAGGUGAGGCGAGAGGAUUGGGCAGUGAUGGAGAACGAUCCGGUUUCUUGUGUGCCGGUUUUCUUCUUCUUCUUCGUUGUCUCUCUCUGAGUCUGCCAGCUGGGCCUCUCCCCUUCCUGGUGGGCGGAGUCUAGAACCACCCUCUCAACUGAGCCACACCCACAACCCAACGAAUCAUCAGCCACCAAACUCUUUAGCAGCUCCUGGAGGGUUAAAGCAGGAAUUGACGAUGUCAGCAGCAGCUAACACAGUUUGCAAGGGGUUAAAACACGAACUGUCAAUAGCUACUUCAGGCAAUGAAGGGUUAAGCCAAAAAGCUCCGCACUACCAUAAACAAUGUGUCCAAUCCAGUCCACUAGCAAGACAUCGUAGCCUUACUAGAUGUCACACAGCCGCUAACUGUUCUCUGCCAGCGAUGGGGAAAACUGACAGGGCUCACGUCUCAUGCCCAGAUUUCCAUUCCUGUUCCAGUGACGACAUGGAAUUGGGUUCAGUAUCGCAGGACGAGGAACCAGAAGAAAUGGAAACUGCCUCUUUUCCUUUGCUGGAAAGAAAACCAUGUCUCAGCCAGGGAAAUCAUCCCAAGGUGUUGGGUUUUGACUUGCCCCCUCUCGGAGGGCAAAAUCUCAUGGGGGGCAGGAAUUCUCCAUUUAUGGCCCCUCAAAACAACUCAACCACAGGGAACAAAUUUUCACCGACUACGGUCCCCAAAGGAAAAAGCAGAAACACGGGUACCGAAAUUCCACCCGUCAGAGGGUUCGAAAUAGCAAACUCCAGGAAAUCGUCAGAGAAGAAGAAAGUUCCCCCAAACUGCCGGACCCCCCUACAAUCACUGACUAAUGCUCCUAGUGUGUCCAGCAGUAGGCAACAGAGCACAGGAAAUACAGGGAAAACAAGUAGUACAGGCUCAGCCUGAUAAACCUGCCAACUUUACUACCAAAUACUAGGCUAUUUUCUUCAAUUUUGUUCUGUCGUCUAGUUUCAUAUUAUGUAUGUGCAAUGUGUUUUGUGGUGUAAAAUGCUCUAUAAUUAUUACUACGUAUGAUUACUCCCAAAAUCCCCCC